AUGGAAGUUUACUUUCUUGUAUUUCUAUUUAUAUGUACAUAUACGGUAUUAUUUGCAGUGGAUGAUAAUGAGAUGAUACCAUAUCAGAGUUUCUGUGAUCCAUUAAAAAACAAUGGCGAAUGUUCGGAUAAUUUCAAUUGUCGAUGUUCGACGGUAGUACCAACAGGAGAACGAAUUUGUACACUUCAAGUAGAAUGUUCUCUUGCAACACCUUGUAAUUCAGCUGACAAGUGUGAUACAACAGAUUCAAUAUGUGUCAUAGAUAAUCGAUGCAAUGGUCAACAUUUAUGUUAUCCAGUUUCGUUGACUAGUCCAGAUAUGUGUCCACCACUCGCAACAAAUGAUAACAUAAAUAAUGUAGAAUGA
Rotaria sordida is the source of this 366-nucleotide messenger RNA. NCBI's taxonomy places the organism in Eukaryota, Metazoa, Rotifera, Eurotatoria, Philodinida, Philodinidae. The record is from the annotation of a GenBank genome assembly.